AUGCAAGAGUUAGCAACAACACACCAUGAAUCUAUCAAAAUCAACAACACUACACAAUUUCUAGUAAUAGCAGCUCUACAAAUGAUAACUUUACAAGCAAUAGCUCUAAAGAUAGCAACUCUAAUAGCAAAGCCUGGUUAUCUAAAAAAAAGAGCUAUCUCUUCUAAUAUUAAAGCAACAUCACCAAUUGCUAAAUUAUCACCAAUACAAUAG
Molecule: messenger RNA, 213 nt
Organism: Dentiscutata heterogama
Lineage: Eukaryota; Fungi; Glomeromycota; Glomeromycetes; Diversisporales; Gigasporaceae
Source: the annotation of a GenBank genome assembly